Symbiodinium sp. CCMP2592 is the source of this 1515-nucleotide messenger RNA. The record is from the annotation of a GenBank genome assembly. NCBI's taxonomy places the organism in Eukaryota, Dinophyceae, Suessiales, Symbiodiniaceae.
AUGCAGCCUGAGUAUGUGGUCGAGGUAAACGGGCAUGUGCGAGAGCGUACCCACGUGAAAUACUGCAUCGUCACAACUGCGGCAGACGGCAGGCAGUGGCAAGUUUACCGACGCUUCCGGGACCUUCUUGAGCUCCACACUCUGCUGAGAUCAACGCUCGGUGACUCUCGAGCUCAGCUGCCCACAAGGCGUGCCUACGGCUUUGGAAAGCUGAUUUUCGGGCAGGAACAAGACGUGGACUUCAUUCUUGAGCGCCAGCACGCGCUUCAGACCUACUUGAACUCGACGCUUGCAGUUGACACCUCCUUGUCCUCGGGAGUGCGACUUUUUUUGGGUUUACCUGCACUGCCGGAUUACUUGAGCCUGGAGCCUGAGCUUUGCUUGCCCUCCGAUGUGGGGAAGUGGAAGACCCGCAGCAAGUUCGACUUGAGGCUUUUGCGCACGCUCGUCAGCUCGAAGUUGUCGACGGAGCGCAAGGCUCACCUGGUGGACGUGCCGCUCUCUGUCGUGGAGCUUCAUGAUGUUGCACAGACCGUUUCGCACAUGGCCGGUACCGCCGUGACGUGCAUCUUCCGGGCAGCCUCUCGAGCUGUUGCUGAGAGCGUGCGACGGUCUCUACCUGGCUUACUUGCCAGCACGGCGCGGAUAUAUGUUUUAUGUUCUUGGCAGGGGCGCCCACCUGCUCUUUCUCUUUUCCAUCCGCGCACACGAACCUUCGAUGACGUUACGGCUCCUUUGUCUCCCUACUCUGCGGUGGCCUCGCGCAGGGGGGACCUGUUCGUGCUCACAGCCGAGGAUCAUGUCGGAAACAGUGGAACCUCAUGGUCCAAGCCGCGAUUUCUGCGCUUCGAUGCGAUGCGGCAUCAGUGGCACCCGCUUCCUCCGCGCCCUGGCGAAAGCACCACGCGUUUUGCUCUGGCAGCAGCAGGCUCUGGAAUCUACGCUGUCGGCGGAAUGAGCCGCCGCGGGGUGGUCGGCUCAGUGCACCGUUUCGACCUGGGCACUGGCACUUGGGAGGCACUUCCACCGAUGGCCUGCCCACGCUGUGACAUUGCCACUGCGGUCUGCAGGGGCGAGGUUAUCGUGAUUGGUGGCACCGAAACGAGUGGUGAGGCGAGCAGCAAGGUGGAGUGCCUCAGUGUCGAGGCUUGCCGAUGGAGAUCUGCACCUCCGCUGCUUGGACCACGACACUCGGCAAGUGCAGCAUCUCUGGGUGCUGAUCUCUUCGUCUUCGGCGGUGGCGCGGUGGCAAGGGACCACCUCUUGGCGGAUGCGGUGUCACCCCCUGCGGCUGAGCGCUUCGCUGAGGGUUGCUGGCAAGCUUUGGAAAUCACUGCGCUGCGACGGCACGGCUGCGGCGCCGCCGCUGCUGCUGGGCAGGUGUUCGUCUUCGGUGGCUAUUCUUCUGAUUUCGCGGAUGUAGACCGCUGGGACUCAGAAGCAAAGCAGUGGGACAUCCUUCCACUGCCUGCCAGACUCAGAGGGGUCUGUGCGGCUGCAACAGCUGUGUCUUAA